AUGCAUUCCACUGCUGUUCUGCGGAAUGCUUCUCGCACCCCCCUAAUCAAAUUCAUCGGAAAGCGCACAGUACCAGCCUCCAUCGAUCACACCCCAAAAGUCCACCCCGCCUCGCCCACCUCUACUCUCCCUGACUCCUUCGCUACCUACCGAGCGAAGGCCCAACAGCAUGGCCCCUUGAACAGCCCCGGCCGUGCCUCUUCCCUUUCGUACGGUGUCAUUGGCGGUGCAAGCGGUGCCUCUCUUGGCUCCAUCCAGCCCAAGCAGGGCCAAUUCUUUGACCGCGACGAGCUCCCCGCUCGUUUCCACCGCCUGCCAUGGAGCGAGGUUGAAAUGGAGGCCAUCGAGACCGGUGGAGCUAGCCUGUUCAACUAA
This is a messenger RNA of Talaromyces proteolyticus, 375 nucleotides long. RefSeq lists its product as uncharacterized. NCBI's taxonomy places the organism in Eukaryota, Fungi, Ascomycota, Eurotiomycetes, Eurotiales, Trichocomaceae. The record is from RefSeq and is a predicted model, not a curated record. Gene Ontology annotation, biological process: 2-oxoglutarate metabolic process. The transcript has 2 exons. Bases 1 to 375 code for a protein of 124 amino acids.